UCACAUUGAUUAUAAUAAACUACACAUCAUCGUAUACAUUCACUUAUGAUCAUGUUUUGCUUUUGAGCUGUGACAGAUUUCAAAUACUAACACAUUUUACUGAACAGUGGUUCUCUGUUUCCAAAAGUAUGAAGAAACGUCAUAUGCUUCCAGCAAUAGCAGUGUUGCAAAAAGGAUCAACGUCAAGUUCUUUAAUCGGGAUGCAACAAUUGACAUGGAAAUUGCCGUUCCAAAAAAACAAUAAUUUGACAUGGAAAUCUUUGCCGGAAUCAAGGUUUGAAGUGGUGGCCGAGUGCUGUAAGAUAAAAGAGUUUACUGUUGUUUGUGAAUUGGAAUCCCAGUUAUUGUCACUGGAAACAACCUAUGCAUGUUAUCUUGUGUACAAACUACCUACAAAACGCUCCUUGGUUAGCGGUCUGAUACAAAUAGAUGACAAAACCCGGGGUGAGAGCAAUCACAAGCUACAACUUGUCGAUUUACUUACUCCUACUCAUAUCCCGUUAAUCAGACGCACAGCUGAUGAGCCUCAUGCCAUCCCAAUAAGAACUCGCAAAAUAAAAGGCCACCCAAAACUGAGGAAAGAUGGUUGGUUGGAGAUUCAAAUAUGGGACUUCCACACUGAUGCUGCCCAUAAACCAAUCACGAUGAAUUUUCACGUGAAAAGUUACGAUCAAUGUAAUCUCACAGGUCUUCUUGUACAAGGCAUUGAAUUUAGGCCCACAAAAGUUUCAUUAGCGCGACCUUAAUGAUUCAUUACUAAUGUUACACAAUGUCACAUAUGCAUUUUUGUUGAUGGUAUGUUUGUGGAAUUCUCAAUCAUUAAAACUGCAUGUUAUUGCUAUUAUAA
Erigeron canadensis is the source of this 847-nucleotide messenger RNA. Its product is annotated as F-box protein At2g02240-like. The transcript has 2 exons. Bases 129 to 746 code for a protein of 205 amino acids. Lineage: Eukaryota; Viridiplantae; Streptophyta; Magnoliopsida; Asterales; Asteraceae. The record is from RefSeq and is a predicted model, not a curated record.